AUGAAAGGAUAUCUUCCUAAUAUCGAACUGAGAUUUUAUUUCAUCUUUUCUGUUGUAUUGUACAUGACAAUGAUGUACAACAUCCAGAUACUAAGCAACGCUAGUUUAUCAGCAUAUAACUUGAUGGAUGACGGAUGGAAAAUAUUUAAUAGAAAAGUCGACAAUUAUGACAGUGAAUGGCAGGUUUUUAAAGAACUAAUAGCAAAUUAUUGGUACUGGUUUGCGAUUCACAUAAUUUGCACAGAGAUAUUUAGAUUUACAAAGUUCAAAAAUAUUUCAUUACUCUAUUUUAUUAUUGGAGCAUUCGCAUGCUUUAAAAUUUACAACAUGCGAUUCUUCCUUGCCUUAAUUACACAAACAGUUAUAUGCUAUGGGGUCAGCACAGUUUUUAAAAGAAAAACACACAUUUGGGUACUUACUUCUAUCUGGCUUGUGAUACUAAAUUCCCUUAAAUUUGAGUCAUACUUUCAAUUGGCUGUGGAUACGCUGGAUGUAGAAGAAUCAAAGGUUCAUGACUUUCUUGUGAUUUUUGCUUGGUGUAUUUUAAAGAACGUCAGCUUCAAUUUGGAAAGGAUAUCAUGCGAGGAAAAGGAUAAAGAGAAAUUUACAUUCAUUCAUUGCCUUGGAUACAUGUUUUACUUCCCAUCAUUUCAUUGUGGACCAACCGUUAUUUAUAGUCGAUACAUGAGCAUGCUUGACUAUCUCAAUGCAUCAAUUGAUAAGGAAUAUAAUCUCGAAAUGAUCAAGACUCGAUCAAAACAUUUUAUGCUGCAAAUGUUGAGAUUUUUUGGAUGGUUUGUGAUAACAGAAAUUGGACUGCACUUCUUCUAUAUCCAUUACAUAGUGAUGAGCAAGAGUCUUAAGUCUGUAAACAUUUUCGCAUUAUUUGGACUUGGAUUUCUCAAUGGACAGUUCUUUAAUAAUAAAUAUAUCAUUCAAUAUGGAAUCCCUAUAGCUUUUGGAGAAUUUGAAAAUAUUCCAAUGCCAAGCACUCCAAGAUGCAUAUGUAGAGUCCAUAAAUACAGUGAUAUGUGGAAAUGGUUUGAUAAUGGACUCUAUGAAUUCUUAUUUAAAUACAUUUACACAAAAAUGACCACAAGAAGUUCCACAGUAAUCAAGAAAAUUUUUGCAAGCUUCAUCACAUUCUUCUUCAUUUAUAUCUGGCAUGGAUUCUUCGAUUACAUUUUAAUCUGGUCAAUUGCAAAUUGUGUCUGCAUUGUUGUUGAGAAAUUUGUAUAUGACUUUAUAGAAAGUGAAAGCUUUAACAGGAAAGCACUUAAAGUUAUAAAAACAGAGAACAAUUUGCAUCGACUUCGAGCUUAUAUUGGAGCUCACAUUCUGAUUCCUGCAAUUUUAUCAAACUUUUUCUUUUUUGGUGGCACACAUUUUGGAAUGGAAUUUAUAACUAGGACCUACACAAAUGGAUUUUGGAAUUAUUUUAAGAUUUCUGGUACGAUAUUUUUACUAUAUCCUAUAGCGGAAGCAAUCAAACGAUAUGAGCAGCAAAGAGAUUCAACUAAGAAGAAAAUUAUUUAUUGA
Chironomus riparius is the source of this 1539-nucleotide messenger RNA. The record is from the annotation of a GenBank genome assembly. Lineage: Eukaryota; Metazoa; Arthropoda; Insecta; Diptera; Chironomidae.